Thamnophis sirtalis is the source of this 783-nucleotide messenger RNA. RefSeq names its product insulin like growth factor binding protein 1 (gene IGFBP1). The record is from RefSeq and is a predicted model, not a curated record. Gene Ontology annotation, cellular component: extracellular region. Gene Ontology annotation, molecular function: insulin-like growth factor I binding; insulin-like growth factor II binding. Lineage: Eukaryota; Metazoa; Chordata; Lepidosauria; Squamata; Natricidae. Gene Ontology annotation, biological process: regulation of insulin-like growth factor receptor signaling pathway.
AUGACUUACCCAGGCUUCAGCUGUCAGCUCCUGCUCUUAUUUCUUGGGCCUGGCUUCAGUUUGGGUGCUGCUCUCCAUUUAAUGCAUUGCGCCCCUUGUACUGAAGAAAAGCUCAGGCUGUGUCCACCAGUGUCAGCCAACUGCCCAGAAACAUCCCAUCAACCAGGCUGCAGUUGUUGUCAUAGCUGUGCCCUUCAGCUGGGGGAGCCUUGUGGAAUAUACACAGCAAGGUGUAGCCAGGGGCUUAGUUGCCAGGUACAGGUAGAUCAAGCUCGACCUCUUUAUGUUCUCACUCAGGGGCAAGGUACAUGCCUCCCCAUUGCUGGCAGGACAGAAACUGCAGAAUCUGUAGAACCAGAAGAUAUGCCCACUGAAGGUGAUGAAAUAACAGCAGAUCAUUUGGUCAACUAUGAGGUGGCAUUUUCAGCUGAGCAAGAUAAAUCUGCCUCGUGGGAUGCUAAUAACAUUUAUGAAAGUUUGAGAGCAGACAAACCUGCUGAAGUUAAAAAGCGGAGGGAACAGGGACCAUGUCAAAAAGAACUGUACAAAGCACUGGAUAAAUUGGCAAAAGCUCAACAAACAACAGGAGGACAAUUAUAUAGAUUCUAUUUACCCAACUGUAAUAAAAAUGGAUUUUAUCAUAGUAAACAGUGUGAAACUUCACUUGAUGGAAAUCCUGCAAGUUGCUGGUGUGUGUAUCCAAAGAAUGGGAAGAGGAUUCCUGAGUCUCCAGAAAUGAUGGGCAAUCUUGAAUGUGAACAAUUUAUUAGCUCACAAAAAUAA